GUGAACACACAUUCAAGUUCAAGAGCGGUUGAAAACAACAUAUACAAUUGGUAAAUCUAUCGCGCAAUGUCACGCAGUGAGCCUUCACCAAGCUGUGGCCGUUCGACACAUUAACCAAUUUAAACACAAAGCAAGCUAUCCAAAAGUUUGCACCCUUGCAAGGCUUAAUUAUCGUGUCCCACAACGCCAAUCGACAUCGAUCUAUACUGCCCGCAUUGCCUUUCUUCCGGGUCACGAAGGACAUGCGCGUUUUCAUGCAGUGUGAGAUUCUCGACAGGAAAGUAGCAAGCGCAGAGUGUACAAGAAAAGAAGCGCAAGCGGGGCAGAUGACGAUUAUCGUUAGGGGACAAAAUAAAAUCACCAAAUGGUGCAAGCUUCUUAAAAGUGUCAGAUGUACAUUCCCCAGUUUAAACGAAGGUGUACGCGCGCACACACACGAUGUCGACACGUAGCAGUAUAAGCUACAUAUAUAUAUAGAUAAUUUCAUCACAUGAACAAUCCUUUAAAUCCACACGCCAGCCUACCUACAUGAAAAUCUAUGUACGCGCCUGUAGAACAAUAAAAACAUCCCAGUCACAAAAAAAAAAAAAGAGGACAGAACCUUAACGACGUGCUUUGAUUUUUGCUGCUAGCUUAGCUGAAUAAAUUAAAUACAUCGUUUUUGUGUUUGUUGACCUUGGUGCUCAGUUCUUGCGUUUCGUGGCAAACUACAGCCUACAAAAGAAUUAAUGAAGGGUUGAAAAUUGAGCAGGCUGACACAUUUUCAAGCUUAUCAAAAGGAGCACUAAGCAGACACAGGACGUGGCAGCUACCUAUUAAUACCAUAGAAUAAUGUUAAUACAAUCAACCGUGACCACCGCUAUUAAUGUCGCGUAUUGCCAUUCCUCCACUAAACAUACCGCUUCAAUCCCCCCCAAAAAAAGGGGAUGGCAGCGCCGCCCCUCGACAGAAAUAAUUACUCUGUUUGAUUGCCUUUAUGCGCAAUAUCUUUGGAAUUGUAGCGUAUUCUUUACUCAAGGGAUGGCGCUGUAUUCAACUAGAAAAAAAGUAGAGGAAGAAUUUUGAGUUGACGAUCGUUUGAGAAUACAGUGUACCUCUGGAAUAGCGGUGGCGCAAAAACAAGGAACGUAAUUAAUUUUGUAUUAAUAGAUGCUUAUCGUGUUCGGUGGUUUGUUGGCCAGAACCGCAGGCCUUCAGUGACGGUAAUAAGCACUGAUGUGAUUCUAUAUAACGAGCGCCAACCCCCCCACCUCUUAUUGAUGAAGAUGUUCAUAAUAUACAUCCAUACGCACAUUCAUCCAUUCAUCAAUCAACUACGUUUAAUGUGGCUAACCCGGCCAAUUGACCCGGCUAACCGCACAAGGCUAAUCGUCGUCAAUAAUCGUACGCCUAUUUACGCUCGCUCAGUCGGCCCAGUCGGUGCAGCAGCGCGGAAAUAUGUCGGCAUCCCGCCCCUUGAAGCGGCGCAAGGAGUACCUGGUUCGUGACAAGUUCUUCCAGGUGCCUGUGUCAAGUCUUUACAAGCGACUGAAGGACCACGCCGCAGCAGCGUCAAAUGUCGCGAGCACAAGUCGCUGCAACGGAGACGACUCUCCGGCUUCGGCAGAAACCAGCGCAUCGUGUUUCGCACACAGCGACGACGACGAUAACGACGGUGCCAAUGGCAGUGCGGGUACAGUUCCGUGCAGUUCUGCGUCCAGUAGCACGCACACACGAAGUGACGACGAGCAAGGGAGCUCUGAAGAUAGUAGUGAGGAGAGCGACGGCUUUGAGGAGGCACAAUCUGAGAGCGGAGACAAUCGCCAGUUUUCUGGUUUUAGCGUGGAAACCCUGCCAGGCUCACAAGUCACGAAAGCUGGCGCAAUCGCAGCAGUUAUGGCGUACGCUAUUGCCCACGGUCUCACUUGGACGGCACUAGGUGAUCUUUCAAAGCUUAUUAACUUUCUCUUUGGUGCCAGUGUAUUGCCGCGCAGCGAAUACAUGUUUCGCAAGCUUUGGAGCAAUGAAGCAGAAGAAGUGCUUCGGUACUAUUAUGUAUGCGAAACAUGCAGCGCAGUAAUGACGCCACAAGGUAAAAUGGCACAGUGCCAAAUUUGCGAGCAUACUGAAAGACUUCAGGCCCUGAAAGAGCAAGGCUCAUUUUUUAUCAUCCUUGACUUCCACAAACAGCUCAGCUUUUUGAUAGAAAAAACUAAAUCUGAGUUAGAGUCGAGUUUGGUAAAAGCACGACUGCCGGCAUCGAAAAUAAGUGAUAUAACAAAUGCUCGGUGCUAUGCUAAACUGAAGAAGGCAAGAAGCCUUGCGGAUGAUGACUUGACGCUGACCAUAAACACCGAUGGCAGCCCAGUCUUCAAGUCGUCAAAAACAUCUGUGUGGCCUAUUCAGUUCAUUGUUAAUGAACUGCCACCACACUUGCGGUUCAAGCACCCGGUACUUGCAGGACUUUGGUUUGGUAAGUCGCAUCCAAACAUGCAACUCUUCCUUGACAAGUUUGUGCAAGAAGUGAACAGCACGAAACCAGUGACAUGGACUUACCAGAACAGGGUCCAUACGUCUAGGCCUUUCGUGCUGUGUUGUUCUGUGGAUGCGCCUGCAAGGGCAGCUGUGCUAAACAUGGUGCCUUUCAACGGCUACUUCGGAUGCCCCUGGUGCCUUAUAAGGGGCGAGCAUGUGGAAGGGAGCAUGAGAUACGUCACAGAUGAGCCAGUUGAGGCACGGACUUCGGACCUCGUCAGGAGAGAUAUGAAGAUGGCACUUGAUUACAAAGAUGUCAUCAAUGGUGUGAAAGGACCAUCAGCAUUGAUGAACUUGAAAGGUUUGGAUCUCGUGAACGGUCAAAGUGUUGAGUACAUGCACUGUGUACUUCAAGGUGUCAGUAAACAACUGACUGAGGCGAUCCUGACUUCUACGAACAGCAACCAGCGCUUCUAUGUUGGUGCGCCUUCAGUUGCUGCGAGGAUAGAGUCACGGCUGCUUGCCAUAAAGCCCCCACACUGCGUGACCAGGCUGCCGCGCCCGCUUAAAGAUCGUGGCCACUGGAAGGCAUCUGAGUGGAGGCAAUGGAUAUUGUUUUAUGCACUCCCUUGCCUUGAUGGUAUUCUGCAUCCUGAGUAUUGGAAGCACCUGUCUCGGCUCUCGGAAGGCAUCCACAUCCUUCUUCAGGAAGAAUUGGGCGCCCGUGACAUUGACAGAGCAGAGGCCCUCCUGAGCAAUUUCGUUUGCCGCUGCAAGACAUUAUACGGCACAGCAUUCAUGACGUUCAAUGUCCAUGCCCUACAACACUUGGCAAACUGUGCUCGCUCACUUGGACCACUUUGGGCACAUUCAGCGUUUGUAUUUGAGGGGGGGAAUGGAAGCAUUGUGCGCCUCGUGUCAGCUGCAAACGGGCUACCACGGCAGAUAACUGAACGAGUCAUCAUGGCACAAAAGCUGAAUCAGCUGAUAGAAAGUCCCCUGUUAUCUAUUCAAGAAAGAGAGCUUUGCAAUGAGUUCAUUGGGUACCCACCCAUAAAAAAGGCAUUACAUGUUUGCAAUUUGACUUUGCUGGGAAAGGGAAAAGUUACAGCUCUCAGUGCUAAUGAACAGGACAAACUUCACCAUUCUUGUGGGAUAUCCAUAACAAGGGCAGUGGAGUAUGAGCGUUUCAUUAUGAAGAAACAAGUAUUUCACAGCACUGCCUACCAAAGAGCAACAAAAUCUGACACAAGAUUCAUCAGAACAAACACUGGCUGCUACAAAUGCAUCGAAAAGAUAUUCUUUGUAAAAGAGGCAGACAUUUGUGCUCUCUUCUGCAGGCCACUAAUUAUUGCAGAUGCAACUGCAGUGCCUCCUCACAUUAAGGAAUGCUUCUUGUCACCGGACAGAAAUUUAGAUUUAUUGCUUCCAGAGGAGGUGGCUGACACCUGUAUGUAUAUCAAUUUCACAAAUGAAGGAAAAACAUUCAUUUGUGACUUGCCAAACAAAAUUGAAAGAGAUUGAAUUUGGUUAUGAAUGCAUUAAGAGAGAGGAACGAGAAUUUUUCACUCAGGUGGGAGAGGGACGUUAACACCGAUGCACGUCACUAGGUACACAUGCUGCGCUGUCAUCUCCAUAGGCAAGCAGUGACCUUGUGCAAAGUUAUGUCUGCUCACUGCAUUGCUUUCUUAUAAGCCUCCAUUGACUGCAUCAGUUUUGCUGUGGUGGACAUAACAUCUGUGCGUUUAGUUCAUUUCUGUAUUGAGAAAUUGUUUGACAUAAAAGGGCUUGUUAAUUUUAAAUUUGCACCACAAGUUCAGGUAGUCGACCAGCAUAUUUACAGUAUUUACAAGUAGUUAUGUGAUGUGGUUAGGAGUAAAUGCCUUACUCUGUGAAUGUGCAGUGGGCUUGUGCACCACAGCAGUACCUUUGCCAACACAGCACUCAGCAUGUGGCACUUUUUGACAAAAUGUGGGAUGACAACCGUACAACGUCCCUGCUCCUCAGAUCUUGCCCCCUGCAACUAAUUUCCUAGGCUAAAGCAAGUGCGUAGCUUUUUGUAUGUCAUUUUUCCUUUUCUGCAAAGCAGCAAAUGUUUGAUAUUUUUAAUGACUCAUUCAUUGUUAACAGCUUUCAUUUUUGAAAUAGCAGUGCGUUUCCUAUUUUCUGUUGCCAAUUACUGUCAAUUUUUUUUUCCUGUUUUUGAGUAUAUCAAUGCAUGGCCACAGAAAAGCUAUAUGAAACAUCUUAUUUUUUGGCAUGGAAGCCAAAGGGUGCUUUUCUUGUUCUCCAUGUGGUAACUGGCAUUGAAGAAUGGCAAUUGCUGAGGCACUUGCUACAGUGUGUUUCUUUUGAGCCGUAUCCUUGCAAGGGAGGUUGGCAAAGGUUCACAUUAUUACUCGCUAUGAUCAGCACUACUUGGAUAAAGCUCCGAACAUGACAUGCUAGAGCUUACCUGGUCUAAUUGUUUAGUUGAAUGGAACAAACAUCAAAAACACAAUUCCAGCAAUUGAAAAUGUGCAGGUCUUCAUUGUAUCUUGCAACUCUGUGCUGCCAUAUUAGAAAUCCAGGGGAACCAGAUUUCUGCUUGUUCCCGCCAACAAAUGUCCCCCCAAAAAUAAUGUUAUAGUUCUUGUGAACCUGGCACAAUCUAGAGGUGCUGCGUUCAUACCAAAUUAAUUGCACUUUUCGUUUGUUUGUGACAAAUGAAAGUGAAACUUGUCCUUGGC
Molecule: messenger RNA, 5183 nt
Organism: Dermacentor andersoni
Lineage: Eukaryota; Metazoa; Arthropoda; Arachnida; Ixodida; Ixodidae
Source: RefSeq, a predicted model, not a curated record